UGCUUGCUUGACUAUUCUAUUGGUAGACAAUAAUGUUAAUGUGAGUCCAAUGCUGAUUCAGAAAUAUUUCUUUUUCAACUUAUAGAAGUAUAAUCUUGAAUACAUCUUGAAUAAAAGUUUUCAAUAUGGGUUAAAAGUUUAUAAUAUUGUUGAAAAAACUGUUUUUUUUCCUAGAUUAGAAAAUUAUGGGAACAAUGAUGAAAAGUGACAUAGCUAACAGAGCUAUUGAGCUAUGCAAUGAAAUGAUAGAAAGCCCAUUAAAUUCAAACACGUUAAAUGACUUGAAUGUAUCAAAGACACUUAUUGAUUCUUUGAUUAAUAUCAAUGCAGAAACUCGAGAACGCUGUGCUCACGUUUUGUCCAAACUGGAGAAAGAUUUGCAGGCUGUUAAAGAGAAAACUGAACAAAAAGAGCUUAUAAAUUCCAAAAAUUUCAAAGCUAAUGUCAAAAAACUUCAAGAAGAAAAAGAGCAGCAAGAGAUAAAACUAAAAAAGGGUAGAGCAGUCUUGGAAGAAAUCACUAAUAAAAAGGAUAACAUUCUUAAGGAUUCAAACGUACUGAACAAGAAAAAGGAGAAUUUGGAAAAGAAAGAGUCUGAUAAUGUAGUAAGGAACCAAGCUACAUUUGCAUUGCUUACAAGUACCUUCAACAUUCGAUGGGAUUAUCAAAGUCAAAAAAAUGAAGUAAAGGGGUGUAUAUCCACAAAAAAUGACUUAGUUCCAUUUUCCUUGAACAAAGAUCAACACGAUAGUCACUACACAGCCAAUUUUUUAUGGGAUCUGUUAGAAUUAUCCUAACAAUUCGGUACUAUCACUGUUAUGGCAUAUUUUUAAAAUAUGUGUACUGAUUUUCUCAUAGUUUUUUCAACAACAUUACCACGUGUUAAUUAGUGUUUUUGUGUUGGAAAUUUAUUUAUAUUCUUUAAGGUAAUAUCAUCUGUGUGUCAAUGUGUGGUAUUUUGGCAUUGACUUAAGUAAUUCUAGAUGCAAACAAAUUUUUUUGUAAAAGUCAAAAAAAUUUUCCCCUUUUUGUCAUGUUUGAAUCUUUUUACCAUUUUGAGAAUUCCCCUACCCUUUUUUGAAACUUAUUUCAGUAUGCAGAAAAGCUGCAUUUAGCAAUUUAGAUGGACUAAAAAUUUGAUUUCUUGUGCCAAGAUUAACCUUAAUUGAUCUAAAUUCAGUUUUUUGUGCCCUCUUCCAAAUUUAAUUUUAGCCUGUACAUACUUUUAAUCUUGUCUGUAUAUACAUAUAUUAUUAUUAUCAUGUUUCUUAGUA
Messenger RNA from Hydractinia symbiolongicarpus, 1274 nucleotides. Its product is annotated as kinetochore protein Spc24-like. The transcript has a single exon. Lineage: Eukaryota; Metazoa; Cnidaria; Hydrozoa; Anthoathecata; Hydractiniidae. The record is from RefSeq and is a predicted model, not a curated record. The coding region runs from base 186 to 797 and encodes 203 amino acids.